Dimorphilus gyrociliatus is the source of this 1352-nucleotide messenger RNA. Lineage: Eukaryota; Metazoa; Annelida; Polychaeta; Dinophilidae. The record is from the annotation of a GenBank genome assembly.
AAUUUCAAACGACUCCUUAUUACGUUGUAUAUUGUUAUAAAACUGAAACGAAGAGAUUCAUCGAUUAGGAUAUGAGCUGUACAGAAUGUCAAAGCUCGAAUCUUGGAGAAGAAAACCUAGCUGGACAGUGUCUACAGGUGUGCUACAAUUGUGGAGCAGUUCAAGAAAGUAAUGAUUUAGUUGACGAUCGUAGAGAAUUCGUUCAAUCUUACGAUGAAAAAAAAAUAAGAAACACAGAACGUUUAAGGACGAAAAUUUUCUUCGAGAUGCUCUCUAUUGCUGAUACAAACUCAAAACAUCUUCGUUUGGAUAAAAUAACGAGAGAAACGAUUACGAAUUUUGUACAGAAAGUUUAUGAUGAGAAUAUACACAAAAAAUCGAAAAGUAAAGCAGCAUUGGCUUUAGCUUGCAUUUAUAUAGUUUGUCGACAAAAUGGAAUAAAUCUAACGAUGAAAGAUAUAACUAGAACGUCAGGAAUAGAUGUAGGAUCCAUAUAUAAAGCAGUAUAUGUAGUAAAGUCACAAUUUGAUAUAGUCAUAAAAAGCUCAACGAUAGCAGAAGUUACUGCUAGAUAUCUUGAAAGCACAACCCUUGAAAAAGAAGUGUGUACAUCAACAGUAAAACUUAUGAAGCUUUGUGAAAAAGCUUGGCUGGUAACUGGCAAAAGUCAUAUUGAUGUUUUCGUUGCUCUAACUGCAUACGAAGCAUGGCGGGGUCAUAAUAAGAGGGAAGUUUUGAAAGGGUCUACCUCUUUUGAAUCAUUUAUUGAACAGUAUUCACCAAAUUUUAGCUUUUAUUUAAGCGAUAUUACAUUAAAUAAGUAUAAAAGUGUAAUUCGUUUUUUGCUAUUGAAAUUAUUGAAAAAAUUAAAACCCAAUGAAAAAAUAUCAGAGAAGCAUCUCUUCUUUCACACGCUGGACGUUGUUAAAUAUCAGAGGACUUUAUUAAAAGAAUUACAAGAUGAUAAGAUUUGUUUUAAAACUGAAAGUAACGAAACCCCCAAACUAAAUAACAAAGAUGAUAGAGACAGUAGAAAUGAUAAAAAUGAUGUUGAAGAAGUAGAAGAAAAAGAAGACGACGACGAUGAUGAUGAUGAUGAUGAUGAUGAUGACGAUGAAAUUCCUUUUUUUAAUAAUCUUGAAGAAUUAGAAGAAUAUUUAGAGAAACGUAAAAAGAAAAGAUUAGAAAGGAGGAAAGAAACGAUUAAACAAAAGAGAAAGUUUAAAGACGAAAAUAUAGGUAUUUUACCUUUAUGUUCAUUUAAAAAAAAAAGAAAACGUUCAAAUAUUUGCGAAGAAAUUGAAAUUAAAGAAGAAAUUUCUAACGAAGAAAUUGAUUCAUAUGUUAUGUAA